Molecule: messenger RNA, 962 nt
Organism: Bipolaris maydis ATCC 48331
Lineage: Eukaryota; Fungi; Ascomycota; Dothideomycetes; Pleosporales; Pleosporaceae
Source: RefSeq, a predicted model, not a curated record
GCGUCACACAUGGCAAACGCAGCACUGAGAAAGGCCCCUCGAGGGCAGCGCAGUCUACCAAUAAACACUCACACCCAUCGUGGUCGCGCAGCAUGGCCUACACAAAAGACUACUACCAUAUUCUGAGCCUCGACGCACCGGGCUGGCGCCAGCCCGCAAAUCAAGCCAACAAGACCGCAGCAGACCUGCGACGAGCAUACAAAAUAGCGCUACUCGCAGCACAUCCAGACAAGAAGAAACAAAACGGCAUUGCCCCUAUGACCACAAAGACGAAACCCACAUAUACGGUCGACGAUGUCAAAGAAGCCUACACAAUACUCGCGGAUCCCAAGACACGAGCAGAAUACGACACUUGGUUCCUUCAUAACCGACAUACGCUGCGCUCCUCGACGACGACGACCAACAUGGCGACAAGUGCGCAGGAGCAAGCGCUGGCCAGUAGUGAGGAUUUCAUCCUCGGUCUUGAACUUGUUGACCUGAGCGAUUUCGACCAAGUCGAGCCAAUGACCAAGACGACGUCUACGAGUGAGAACGGGGUAGAAUGGAUGAGGGCGUGUCGGUGCGGGGAUGAGAAGGGGUUUCGCAUUGUAGAAGACGACUUGGAGGAUGCCCAGGUGAGGGGGGAGAACGAAGUGCUGGUCGGGUGUCAGGGGUGUAGUUUGUGGCUGAGGGUUGGGUUUGAGGUUGAAGAGGGAUGAAGGCGUGGUAGUAGUAGUAGUAGUAGUAGUAGUAGUAGUAGUACUAGUAGUGGGAGAAGAUGUGAGAGGAAAAUGAGUGUGCAUUUAGUUACAACCUAGCGCUAACACAGCACCGGUAGAAGAAAAAAAAAUCGAAGUGCCCGAUAUCAGCUGACGGCAAGAUGGCUUGAGGUGGCUCUAUGUACAGGUGUACUUGGAGAGUUCACUAGCUAGAUACAACCUUGGCCAGCUUCCUGGGAAUAGCACUGCUCUUUUUCAUCUGCC